AUGGUUUACGACAAGCAGCGCGACGAGUCGCGCGACUCGGAUCCUCGUUUUGAGACUGCAGACCUGCAGAAGAUGUCGCCAGGGAGGUACAUCAGUACGCGCUUCUCCACCCUGAAGCCGCCAAUGAACAAGGCCCCAAAUCCUUUCAAACUCCUCGCCAUGCUCAACCUCCAGCAAUGGUUGUUUUUCCUCGUCGGUUUUUUGGCCUGGUCAUGGGAUGCCUUCGACUUCUUCACAGUCUCCCUUACCGUGCCACAACUCGCAAAGCAAUUUGGGAAAGAGGAUACUCAGAUCACUUGGGGUAUUACCCUAGUGCUUAUGUUCCGUUCCGUGGGAAGUAUUGCUUUUGGUAUUGCUGCAGAUAGAUACGGCCGAAAAUGGCCCUUCGUCGUCAACAAUAUCCUAUUCAUCAUCCUCGAACUCGGCACUGGCUUUUGCCAGACCUACAAGCAAUUUCUCGCAUGCCGCGCCCUCUUCGGUGUAGCUAUGGGUGGUCUAUACGGCAAUGCAGCAGCCACUGCUCUUGAAGACUGUCCAGAAGCAGCUCGAGGUCUGAUAUCUGGCAUGCUGCAACAAGGCUACGCGUUUGGCUACCUUCUCGCCACAGCCUUCGCCCGUGGCUUAGUAGAUACCACUUCUCACGGCUGGCGCCCUCUGUACUGGUUCGGAGCCUGCCCUCCCGUCCUGAUCAUCAUCUUCCGUCUCUGCCUACCCGAGACCGCUGCGUUCAAAGACCGAGCCGCCGUCCGCCAAGUCAGCGGCAACCUCACAAGUACUUUUCUCGCCGAAGGCCGGGUUGCGCUCAAAAAGCACUGGAUCCUUUUACUCUACCUUGUCCUCCUCAUGGCUGGCUUCAACUUCAUGUCCCAUGGCUCCCAAGACCUGUACCCUCUGAUGUUAGAAAAUCAAUUCGAAUUCUCCGCCAACGCCGUCACCGUAACCCAAGUCGUCGCCAAUCUAGGCGCCAUGACGGGCGGCACCGUCGUCGGCUACUCCUCCCAGAUCUUCGGCCGCCGCUUUAGUAUUAUCUUCAUCUCCAUCAUCGGCGGUGCCUUGCUCUACCCAUAUACCUUCACCAGCAGCCACAAAAUCAUCGCCGCAGCCUUCUUCGAACAGUUCUGCGUGCAGGGAGCAUGGGGCGUUAUCCCAAUUCAUCUCAUGGAACUGUCACCAGGAUCUUUCCGUACCUUCGUCGUCGGCACAUCCUACCAGCUCGGCAACCUCGUCUCUUCCGCAUCUUCAACCAUCGAAAGCACAAUCGGCGAACGAUUCCCACUUCAGCCCCUGAUCAGCGCCAAGGGUGUCAAGACGAAGCGAUACGAUUACGGCAAAGUCAUCUGUAUUUUCAUGGGCUGCGUGUUCGCCUACGUGAUCAUCCUCGCCCUGGCCGGACCCGAGAAACUCGGUCACAAAUUCGGCGUCGCGCAUGAUUCAGAUAUGUACGAUGCGGCGGGUGAUGAUGCCGUGGCGGCUGUGGUGCAUAGGAGGGAGGCUAUGGGCCAUGACGCGGAUGAGUUUGCGGGCGAGGAGAAGGCGAUGCCCUCGCAGAGGGAGAUUAUGGCCUAA
Molecule: messenger RNA, 1566 nt
Organism: Letharia lupina
Lineage: Eukaryota; Fungi; Ascomycota; Lecanoromycetes; Lecanorales; Parmeliaceae
Exons: 2
Coding region: 1-1566 (521 amino acids)
Biological process (GO): plasma membrane lactate transport
Cellular component (GO): plasma membrane
Molecular function (GO): secondary active monocarboxylate transmembrane transporter activity
Source: RefSeq, a predicted model, not a curated record